Messenger RNA from Girardinichthys multiradiatus, 6251 nucleotides. It is a transcript of the gene ubr1, whose product is annotated as ubiquitin protein ligase E3 component n-recognin 1. Gene Ontology annotation, cellular component: cytoplasm; ubiquitin ligase complex. The record is from RefSeq and is a predicted model, not a curated record. NCBI's taxonomy places the organism in Eukaryota, Metazoa, Chordata, Actinopteri, Cyprinodontiformes, Goodeidae. Gene Ontology annotation, biological process: ubiquitin-dependent protein catabolic process via the N-end rule pathway; protein ubiquitination. The coding region runs from base 85 to 5304 and encodes 1739 amino acids. The transcript is spliced from 47 exons. Gene Ontology annotation, molecular function: ubiquitin protein ligase activity; zinc ion binding.
CGCAGGGGUUUUGCCGUGAACUGUUUUGGGCUACACACAGGAAACGGUCUUCCUAUGACGCAUGCUCCUUAACAGCGGUUGAACAUGGCAGACAGAGUGAAGCCGUCAGAGGGGCUGCAGCUCAGUCAGGAAUGGCUGGAGGCGGCAGACUGCAGGUCGCAGCUGCUGCAGCACCUGAAGGACCAGGUACCUCAGAUCUUCUGCCUGAAGAAGGAGCUCAGCCCUCAGGAAGAAGAGGAGCUGACUCAGAGGCGACUCCUUCAUCCUCUGGAGUGCUUCCUGUUCGGAGAGGAUCCUCAAGAAGGUCUGGAGAAGCUCAAGCAAGGCAGCACCUCCUUUCAGCUCUGUGGCCGUGUGUUCAAGGAGGGAGAAACUGUUUACUCCUGCAGGGACUGUGCAAUAGAUCCUACCUGUGUGCUGUGCAUGGACUGCUUCCAGGACAGUGUGCACAAAAGCCAUCGUUAUAAGAUGCACGCGUCAUCGGGCGGGGGGUUCUGUGACUGUGGCGAUGUGGAAGCCUGGAAGAUCGGUCCGUAUUGCUCCAAACACGACCCGGGGGCUGCCACUGCCAUGGAUGAAUCGGUUUUAGAGCCGGAGUUGUACGAACGUGCUGAGAAGCUGUUUCGGAUCCUUCUGGGCUACGUCACUAACUUCCUGGUAUGGGAGGAGGACUUUGAGCUGUCGGCUGAACUUCAGCCCCGAAUAAAAGACAGCGCAUACUACUGUGUGCUGUACAACGAUGAGCACCACUCGUACGACCACGUGAUCUACACCCUGCAGCGAUCGGUUAACUGUGAUCAGGCUGAGGCACAAACACACACAACACUUAUUGACAAAGAGGGUCGGCGGGCAGUGAAGAGAGGACCGCUCCGCACCUGUCAGCAAGUGAAAGACCUUAUCAAGUCCAACUCCGAGCACAUCUCCCUGCAGCCUCUACGUGUGGAGAUCCUCCCUUCAGCAGUGAUGGCUCAUCAGACUUUUGCUCUCUGCCUCGGCUCCUGGUUCCAGAAGAUCAUUGGUUACUCAGUGGGCUUCAGACAAGCCUUCUGUCAGGUUGCAUUAGAACCAAACGCAGACGGAGAUUGGCCUUGUCUCAUCAGCAGACUCAUGCUGCACGAUGCACGGAUGUACAAAGGGGCUCGCAAGAUAGUACAUGAGCUGAUUUUCUGUAGCAUGCUGAUGGAUUCUGAAUUCAAGAGGCUUUUUGCAAUCGAGUUUACAAAAUACUACAAACAGCUACAGAAGGACUUCAUCAGUGAUGACCAUGAAAGGAGUAUAUCCAUCACGGCUUUGUCUGUUCAGAUCUUCACAGUUCCUACAUUGGCCAGACAGCUCAUUGAAGAGUGUAAUGUCAUUAAAGUGAUCGUUGAUGCCGUCUUUGAGUUGCUGCGGGAACAUUUGGAUAACAGCAAUCGCUUCAUCUUUCUGGGCUACAACUCAGAAAAGUUUUCCCGCAUCCAGGUCAUCUUCCAUGACCUCAGGUACAUUCUGAUCAGUAAGCCCUCUGUAUGGACAGAGGAGCUGCGAGGGCAGUUCCUGGAGGGAUUCAAGGUCUUUCUUGGAUUUCUUAAAUGCAUGCAGGGUAUGGAGGAAGUGAAGCGCCAGCUCGGGCAACAUAUCGCGGUGGAGCCAGAAUGGGAGGCUGGUUUUACUCUCCAGAUCCAGCUCCGUCACAUUCUUCCCAUGUUUCAGGACUGGUGCUCCUCUGAUGAUGAGAUCAUGCUGCAGGCGUUUAAGGCGUGCCACGCAGCCCUGACCGAAUGCAACAACCAGCCUUUAAACAGGGAGCCCGCUGACUUCUACAUGUGCAAGCACAUCCUGCAUGCUCGUCCAUACAGAGUGUCGCAGGAGCCGGUCAGCAUACACCUGCCCAUUUCCAGGCUGCUAGCAGGUCUGUAUGUACUUCUGUGGAAAACAGGCGCCAUUAAACGUCUGAAUAAUCCCGAAGGCUACGAUUUUGUUCAGCUUGCAGAGCAUCCUCUGCACUGCGUGGUCCUCGCCGCUCAGGUUACGGCUGAGAUGUGGCGCCGAAACGGGUUGUCGUUGGUCAGCCAAGUCUACUACUAUCAGGAUGUAAAAUGCAGGGACGAGAUGUACGAUAAAGAUAUUGUCAUGCUGCAGAUUGCUGCUUCCAAAAUGGAUCCCAACCACUUCCUCAUGCUGAUCCUGCUCAGGUUUGAGCUUUUUGAAAACUUCAAUGGAGGUUGUGUGAACAAAGACCAGGAUGAGUUGAUGCAAUGGAACCGUUUGACCGAGGAGAUGCUGUUCCUGCUGAUUGUCAUCUUUGGUGAGCGCUAUGUUCCCGGGAUCAGUCAGGUGACCAAAGAGGACGUGACGAUGAGGGAGGUUGUCCACCUGCUCUGCAUCGAGCCCAUGGCUCAUAGCACUUUGGUGAAGAGCCUCCCAGAGAAUGAAAAUCAGGAAACGGGCCUGGAGGCGGUAAUAGCAAAAGUUGCUACUUUCAGAAAGCCAGGCGUGUCUGGACAUGGUUUAUAUGAAGUAAAAAAGGAGCGGCUGAUGGAUUUUAACCCCUUCUUUUAUCACUACUCGAGAUCUCAGCGUAGCAAGGCGGAGGAGUCUCAGAAGAAGAGAAGAGCUCAGGAGAGUAAUGAUAAAGCUCUGCGUCCUCCGGUGCCACCAGCCUUUUCUCCAAGUUUCUCCAGGAUCGUGCACCUCUUCUGCUGUGAUGUUAUCAUCCACAUCCUGAGACACAUCCUGCAGAGAGCCGCGGAGGAUCAGUCGACGCAUUGGACCGAAGCCAUGAUCCAAAGGGCCCUCCAUUUGAUUGGUCAAGCAUUGGUGGAAGAGAAGACCCAGCUUGAGAACAGCAGUGUGGAGGACGUGACCUUUGAUUUCAGCCUGAAAGCCCGCGCAGUUGGUUCAGAACAGGGCAAGUCGCUCUUCCUCUUAUUGUCCAAGAUUAAGGGACUGCCCUCCCUUGAAGCUCAGAAAGACUUGAUCAAAUGGCUUCUGCAGAUGUUUGAGAUUGUGAAGUGCCUGAGAGAGAAUUCCAGUUCUACGUUUUGUGUGAGCAUGGACACAACCAAGCCAGAAGAGAGCACCCAGGACAAAGACAAGGCUGAGCGGAAAAGGAAGGCAGAGGCAGCUAAGCUCCACCGACAGAAGAUCAUGGCCCAGAUGUCAGCAAUGCAGAAGAACUUCAUUGAAUCAAACAAGAUGCUGUAUGACAACAUGCCUGAGCCAGGCACACAGGAAGAGCCUGUGACAUCUUUUGAGAGCUCUGCCAUGGAGCAGAGGGAACUUUGCAUAGCCUUCGGACCUCUCAGGGGACCCACCCCAGCUGAGAGGGAGGUGCUCACCUGCAUUCUUUGUCAGGAGGAGCAGGAGGUGAUGCCUCUGGCUCAGGCCAUGGUUCUGACUGCUUGUGUCCAAAGAUCCACCGUGUUGACCCAGUGCAGAGGAAGAAUCCCAGCCAACAGAUCGGAUGGAACUGGGACUUAUCCCCUCUUCAUGCCCCCUGACCUUGCGGUGGGGACCCACACUGGUAGCUGUGGACAUGUUAUGCAUGCCACAUGUUGGCAGAAAUAUUUUGAGGCAGUUCAAAACACCACCAGAAACAGACUCCAUGCUGAGCUCAUCGUCGAUCUGGAGAACGGAGAGUACCUGUGUCCAUUGUGCAAGUCUCUGAACAACACAGUGAUCCCUCUCAUCCCCUUAGAGCCACUUACAUUCAACUAUGAAAAUGCAGAGAUAAUAGGACAACACUUGACACUGCCCCGCUGGAUUCAGGUCCUCGCUGCCAGGAUUAAAGGACUGAAGUCUGUCAUGCAGGAAAAUGAUUUUAAUGCAGAUGGUGGGAGCGGCAGCAGUGGUGCAGCUGGUCUGUUUGGUGACGGCCAACCAGACUUCAGAUCCAUCCUGGCCUAUGGAAUACAAGAACCGAGGAAGUUCUCAGACGGAAUCACAGAAAUGCUGGUGGUGUGCGCCACCACAGUCCACAGAGUGGGACUGAAGACGGCACCCAAUGAGCUGUGCCCCCGGGUGCCCCUCAUGGCCUGGAACACAUGUGCCUUCACUAUCCAGGCCAUAGAAAACAUAUUGCAGGAAGAGGACAAGCCACUGUUUGGAUCCUUACAAAACAGACAAAUUGCAGGACUGAAGGCGAUUGUCCAGUUUGCAGCAUCACAGAGACUUAGGAGCUCCCAGGGAGUUAUCCAGAGGCACUUUGCAGACAUGAUGGGGGUCUUACUGCCGGUCCUGAGCAGGAAGAACACGCCUUCUGUUCUGGAUGUUGACUUCUUCCAUCUUUUGGUGGGGUUAGUGCUGUCGAUGCCUUCUCUGUACCAGGAGGAAGGAAUUGACUUGCAGCCCUCUGCUGUGAGCUCUGCCUUCAACAACAUGUACAUCUUUCACCUGGUUACUAUGGCUCACAUUCUGCAGCUCCUCCUGAUUCCCACAGAUAUUCCAGCUGCAGGGGAUGGAGAGGAGACCGAGGAGGCAAGAUCAGCAGCAGAGUUAUACAUAACAGUGUCUCAACACACUGGAAGGCUGCUUCCAGACCUGUCCGGUGGCUCUGUGGCACAAAAGGUGAAGGCCGGAAUUGAACCUUUUCUGCGAUGUGCUGCUCUAUUUUUCAGCUGCCUUACAGGAGUACAUCCUCCAGAGGAGCUUUUUAAUGCUUCUGUUACCUCUCCAGGACAGAUGGAGGCGCUGUGUAGCUAUUUGGCACUACCCUUCAAUAUCUUUCAGCUCUUCCAGGACUACAGAGACGCUGUUUUUCCUCUGCUUCAAAGGUGGUGUGGUAGCCCUUCCAUCUCCAAAGCCCUGCAAGAGAAAAUCCAGACCAUAAGAUAUCCGAGGAGAAGGAAUCGGUUGAUCGAUCUUCCAGAGGAUUACAGCGCCCUCCUGAAUAAAGCCAGCCAUUUUCAGUGUCCGAAGUCUGCGGUUGACGAAAGGAAGCAUCCGACUCUGUGUCUGGUUUGUGGGGCCAUGCUGUGUUCGCAGAGCUCCUGCUGCCUCAGUCAGCUGGAUGGGGAGGAUGUGGGAGCAUGCACGGCCCACGCAGCUACCUGUGGUGCUGGAGUGGGCAUGUUCCUCAGAAUAAGAGAGUGUGAAAUUGUCCUGAUGGCCAGUAAGACUCGAGGCAGCACGUACCCUGCUCCUUACCUUGAUGACUAUGGGGAAACUGACCCUCAUCUUGGAAGGGGCAAUCCUUUGCACAUCUGCCCAGAGCGUUACAGGAAGCUAAACCAGUUGUGGCAGCAGCACUGCAUCCUGGAAGAAAUCGCCCGCAGCCUGGAGAUGGUCAACGUUAUGUUUGCGUUUGAGUGGCAGCUGGUGUGAGGAUUUCCCGAGCUCUGGUGGCUUGUUGGGAAUGGUCAACAUAGCCACGGAGCACAGUGUUUCCACGGCACAUACACAAACAUGCACGUAUUUAAAGCCUUCCACAAUCAGAAGAGGCCUGAUCCCUUCCGGAGCGGUGAAACAGUCGGAGACGAAGAUGUGACCGAAGUCGCCUUGUUUCAGUUUGAUUGUGUGCUGGGGAUGAGUUUCACUUGAAGUGAUCUUUUCCUUUUGUUUUUCAAAAAGCUUAUUUGGAUGAAUUCAAAAUCAAAAGUCCUCAAAAAUACAGAUUUUUAGUUCAUAGAUUUGAUUUCUCUCCGUAAUGUUGUUCUGUUUUUGUGUUUAAACAUUUUCAAUGCAGUUGUUAAGCUAUGGAGAGUUUUUUCACGUUGAAGGGUCUGAAUUUGGUUAGAAAUCCUAUUUAAAUUGAUUGUUCCCUCCUAAGUGUAUAGAUGCUUUGAGAUAUGGACCCAUCUGCUGUCACCUUUACUCUUGUAUGGAAAACACUUGUUGAAUCAAACCUACAGCGGGUAGGUCUUUGUUUGCCUUCAGACUGAUUCAACAUUCUAACAGGUUCUCUGUAAUUAUCUCGAAUAAUGAUGUAGAUGCAGCUUUUCCAAAAUCUCCCAUAUAUCUGAGUUUGAAAUCCUUGGUGACUUUUAGAAAGAUUUUAUUGUUUCCUACUACAGCAUAUCCAUACAUCAUGAAAUCCUUACAUUAACAACAGUAAACCAAAGUAAGCAUGGUUGUAAUUACAAUAUGGGGAAGGAACUGUUAUGAGACACCUUUUCCCUUCCUUUAGUCAUGUUAAGUCACUUAACAUAAGUAAUAAAUGUAAGAAAUGUACAAUUUAUUCUAUAUAUUCUAUGUGAAUAUAUAUUUUCUGUUUUGUUUGACUGUACCACACGACUUCCUGCUGUUGAAAUAAAGAGAUGCAAGUUACUGUA